Molecule: messenger RNA, 2031 nt
Organism: Teleopsis dalmanni
Lineage: Eukaryota; Metazoa; Arthropoda; Insecta; Diptera; Diopsidae
Product: UDP-glycosyltransferase UGT4-like
Exons: 4
Coding region: 496-2031 (511 amino acids)
Molecular function (GO): UDP-glycosyltransferase activity
Source: RefSeq, a predicted model, not a curated record
UUCAGUAAGAGCUCGAUUUUUCAAUUGCAUACAAAGCACAUAGAAACACCUAUUGGUGAUACUUUCCUUGUUAUCAAGGAUGCUGCUACUGACAUUAUUAUUAUAUAUGACAUGACCAAAAAUAAAAAUUCAAGAACUUAGUGUGAUCACAGAAGAUUUUCAACUAAUUCUAUCACGCGCUAUAGCUCUUAGUUCACUGAAAGAUUUGCCCGAUUCUCUGUUGAUUGUCCUUCUCCAUAUAUUAUUCGGCCGACCGCGAUUUCUUCUUCCUUGCAGAUUGUAUUCUAGAGUGGCAUGUGCAAUUCGCUGAUGGAUUUGUGUAGUGUGUGCCCCAACUAUAUAUAUAUUUAGUUUAAAAGAUAUGUCGUCCGUUGAUGAUCGCUUUUGUUACUUACGUAUUAAUUACAAAUAUUAAUAAAAGCAUCGUUUUCUUAGAAUAAAAACUGUAAAGUACUCCUUCAAUUGAUCCCAUUACUUCUAUGUCUGCCAACGAUUAUGGGCGCAAAAAUUCUGGGUCUGUUUGCUCAUCCUAGUGAAAGUCACUUCUCUGUUAUGCAAACGGUAAUGUUGGAAUUGGCUAAGAGGCAACACACUGUAACAAUUUACAGCAGCCAUCAAUUAAAUGAAAGCAGAGAGAACUUAACUGAAAUUUUUGUGGGACCUGAAUAUCCUUUUUGGCAAAAAUUACAAGCUAAAGCUGGUGUUAAAAGCUUACAAGAACUUAGUCAACUGUCAGAAGAUAAAAUACAAAAGGAUCUGGGUUUCGUUGGCGCUGCAGCUACCGAUUAUUUUCUCUCCCACACAGCUCUACAAAAAUUACGUAGCACUACGCAAGCAGAUUUUGAUUACGAUAUUAUCGUUGUGGAUCUAUUUUACACAGAUUCACUGCUAGCCUUUGCGUAUGCAUAUAAUAAACCCGUAGUCGGUAUUGUUAGUUCAAACUUCGAGAAUUACAUGCAGCACGUACUGGAAUAUGUAAUGCCUGUGGCAUGUUCACCUAUUGAUUUUGAAACAUAUGAGAAGAAUAUUGGAUACUGGCAACGUUUAAGCAAUACAAGAAGCUGUCUUAGUCGGAAAAAUCUCUUCAGCAAAAAUAACAUUAGUCCACAGCAAGAAUUGAUAAAAAAACAUUUUACUAAUUUGAAAGAUGAUAUGCCCACCAUAAGUGAGUUAUACAAUAAACUUGAUGUUUUGCUGCUUAACAACUACCCACCACUGCAAACUCCACGCCCAAUGCUACCCAACAUAAUUGCAGCAGGUGGUCUGCACAUUCGACCCCCACGUGAACUGCCAUGGCACAUCAAACGCUUUUUGGAUGAAUCACGUUCCGGUGCCAUUUACAUGAAUUUAGGAAACGAACAAUUUUGUGCUGAAAUACCAAAAGAGAAACUGCAGACGUUGUUCAAUGUGCUGGGUAAGUUUAAAGGGCACAUCAUAUGGACUUGCCACGAUGUAGAAAAAAUCGAAAAUAUGCCCAAAAACAUGUUGAUACAGCAUGCCGUUCCGCAGACAGACAUACUUGCGCAUCCACACGUGAAAGUAUUUAUUAUGAAUGGCGAUUUACUUAGUUUACAGGAAGGCAUUAUACGGCAUGUACCUAUGCUGGGCAUACCAAUAUUUCGAAAUGAGUUCCAUAAUGUGGAAUUAGCAGAGCGUCUAGAAGUCGGUCUUAAAAUUAUUAACUCAAACCUCACCGAAAAUUCACUUACUUGGGGAUUAGAAAACCUACAAAACAAUGCUGAUUAUCAAAUAACAAUUCGAAAAGUGUCCACCACCUUUCGCAAUCGACCGUUGGGUGCAUUGGAGACCAGCAUGUUCUGGAUUGAUUAUGUGCUCCGGUACAAUGGUGCCGAUGUAAUUAAAACAAAAGGCAUAGGAAUCUCUACAAGGCAUUUACAUUUGAUGGACUUGUGCAUUUAUUACGCUAUCAUAACUUUAUUUAUAGUAACUAUUUUAAUUGGUCUAUAUUUUCUGGUUUUUUAUAUUUUGAAGCGCAACAAAUUGGAAAAAAUGUACUCAAAACUUAGUUAA